This is a messenger RNA of Raphanus sativus (radish), 2234 nucleotides long. Its product is annotated as putative pentatricopeptide repeat-containing protein At3g16710, mitochondrial. The transcript is spliced from 2 exons. Gene Ontology annotation, molecular function: protein binding. The coding region runs from base 228 to 1718 and encodes 496 amino acids. Lineage: Eukaryota; Viridiplantae; Streptophyta; Magnoliopsida; Brassicales; Brassicaceae. The record is from RefSeq and is a predicted model, not a curated record.
AAAAAUUGUUGUAAAAUGAUGAUGUAAUAAAUCUCAUUUGUAAUAAAAUAAUAAAUAGUAUUAAAUUUGAAAAGAAAAAAAGAAAAAGAAAAAUUUAGACGCCUCUCUUCCCACUAGGGAGUUAGGUUUAUCGUCUUCUUCCAGCUUUCUCCCUCUCCCUCAGAGAACGAUUUAACUGUAGGGUUUAGGGUUUUACAGCGAAAUGACUUCUGAGUCAUAGCUAGUGAAUGCGUAGUUCCAUUGCGAAAAGGUUCCUUCUUCUUCCUCUUCAUAAACAUCGCCUGCAUACAGGAGCUCCUCCCUCCACUAGACUCUGCGCUUCACGAGCUUUCUCCAAUCACCGACAAACUCUGAGAACCGAUCUCAACAAUCUCCACAAUCUCAACGAAGCUCUCGAUCUAUUCACUCGAAUGUCUCUCUCCCGCCCCCUCCCUUCCCUCGGCGAUUUCACCAGACUCCUCACCGCAAUCGCCGCAAUGGAGGACGACGAAGAAGACAGAAACGACGUCGUGAUCUCCCUCUUCGACCAAAUGCGAAACCUCGGAGUCUCCCCUCUUCUCUACACCUGCAACAUCGUAAUCAACUCUCUAUCCAAAUCCUCUCUCCCUCACCACACUCCCUUCGCCUUUCUCGGCAAAAUGACCAAGCUCGGGUUCGAACCCGACGUCUUCACCUUCACUUCUCUCCUCACCGGCCUCUGUUACAGGAACAGACUCGACGAUGCAGUAGCUUUGUUUGUUAAGAUGGUGGAGAUCGGGUGUUGUUGUAAGCCUAACGUCGUUACCUACACCACUCUGAUCCACUGCCUUUGCAAGAACAGACACGUGGAUCACGCGCUUGACCUUUUUAACCAGAUGGAAACUAACGGUGUUAGAGCGAAUGUUGUUACUUUUAACGCUUUAGUAACAGGACUUUGCGAUUGUGGUAGAUGGGGAGACUUAGCUCUGCUUCUGAGAGAGAUGAUUGAGAGGAGAGUUAGACCGAACGUGGUCACUUUCACUGCGUUGAUCGACGCGUUUGCGAAAGCUGGGAAGGUUUUAGAUGCUGUGGAACUGUUCCAGGGGAUGUCUGUAGAACCUAAUGUGGUCACUUACAACUCGCUAAUCAACGGGUUUUGCAAGCACGGUCGGUUAGAUGAGGGUAUGAAGAUGUUGGAUUUGAUGGAGAGGAAGGGCUGUGUCCCGGAUAUGGUGACUUAUACUACUCUCAUACAUGGAUUCUGCAAGUCCAAGAGGGUAGAGGACGGCGUGAGGCUCUUUAACGAGAUGUCUCUGAAAGGAUUAGCUGCCAACACGGUCACUUACACGGUCUUUAUCCAGGGUUAUUGUCUAGUGGGCAAACCCGAUGUUGCGCAAGAAGUGUUUAACCAGAUGGGUUCUUCUCGCGAUAUCAGGACCUACAACGUUCUGCUAGAUGGGCUGUGUUGUAACGGGAAGGUGGAGAAGGCGUUGAUGAUAUUUGAGGAGAUGCGGGAGAGAGAAAUGGAUGUUAGUAUUGUUACGUAUACUAUUGUUAUUCAAGGGAUGUGCAAGGUUGGUAAGGUGGAAGAUGCUUUUGAUUUGUUUUGUAGCCUUUUCUCCAAGGGGAUGAGGCCUAAUGUUGUGACGUACACUGCAAUGAUAACGGGGUUUUGUAGGCGAGGGCUAAUUCAUGAAGCUGAUGCGUUGUUUAGGAAAAUGAAAGAAGAUGGGUUCUUACCAAAUGAGCGUGUGUCUUGAGUAGGUGACAUCGGGAGUUGAACUCAUGAGGAGUUAGAGAUACUUUGAUGCUUUUGAUCUCAAGCAUAUGUGAUGGUACAGUUGCAGUUUGGGGAGAGGACACACAGCUAAUAGCAUAUUACAGGUGCAAUUAAGAUUUUGCCAUACCUUCGUCAGCUACAUGAGUUCUGUAAUGAUUCAUGUACAAGGAGAUGGCAUCUGGACAGUUUUUUUUUUUCCCUUGAAGACUGGUAAUUUCUAUCUUUAAGAUUAUGCAUUGAAGCAGACUUGUACAUUGGAGUAUUGAAGUGGAAUAGUAUUCUUAAGAAAUAUAAUCAAUUUAUAGAUAGAUAGUCUGAGAAUGUAUGUGUGUAGGACAUGUAAAGAUUGGUCAAGAAGCUUGUUGAGCUUUGUGUCUUAUGAAUCUCUACUUGUGUAAAGGGAUCUAGAUUUUGUGAAGAAAUUAUCUGAUUUAAACCAAAAAAAACCCGGUUUGAUCCCAAUUUCUUAAUAAUGUGGCUUUAAUAUGCUAAGAAA